AUGACUGACUUCUGGAUCAACGACUGCGGAGCAAUUUCGGGCAUCCAUCUCCUCAACUUUUCUUCUUUCUUGGCCAAGUUGGCGUUCACCUGCGUCUGCAAGGAUAGAAUGUGCCAGGUCGCUCUCGUCCUAUUUCGGCGCACAUUUGAGGAGAGACAGGUGCUUCGCAGUUCUGGUGAUCCUGGUGAUCCUGAUGAUGAGGAUCCACACCGGAGCAUGGAUUCACUGGAGAUUAGGCAUUUGUUGCCAUCUGCCACUGCGUGGCUCCGGGAGGCAGAUUGCAAUAUCCUGCAACUCUCGGAGGAGGCGGCAAAAGAGGCCAACGAGAAAACUCUGGAGGAAUCUGCUACCGAUGCCAUCCACGCUAUGGUAAGGGUCGCGGAGAAACGAAACUCUGACAUUCUGAGAGUUUAUCAAACUGCCGGGGAUCUCAUUUACAAGGAUGAAAAUUUCCUGCCAUUGAAAAAGAUUGUGGAGGGGAAAUACCCCUGGCGCGAGGAAACCGAAGACGGGGAAGAGACCGAAGAUCACGAGCGGGGAGAAGACAGCGGGGAGAGCAAAAUGCCGGAAGUGAGUGAAAAGGAAGAGGAGAACGCAAAUGGCAAUUAA
This is a messenger RNA of Penicillium roqueforti, 609 nucleotides long. Its product is annotated as DUF3632 domain-containing protein. Bases 1 to 609 code for a protein of 202 amino acids. Lineage: Eukaryota; Fungi; Ascomycota; Eurotiomycetes; Eurotiales; Aspergillaceae. The record is from RefSeq and is a predicted model, not a curated record. The transcript is spliced from 2 exons.